CAAAUAUGAAUGUCCAAGUUAAGUGCCGCCAUAACUCAAAUCCAUUGGAGGAAUUCGGUCCUCACAUAGCGCCAUGCGCUCUAGCGAACUAUUUAAAAGACAUGUAUAUCUGUACCACAAACUGCAUGUGUUUGUGAUGUGAUGCAUCUGUACUUUACUGCUUGCUAUGAAUGACAGAAAACAAAACAUUGUUGGUUUCCUGUUAUAUCUAUUAGCUGUAUGGGCACAGUACCCUUUGCCUUCCUAAAACAAGUAAAGAAAUUUAAAAUAUGUUGUCCCAGAAUUGUCAUUUUGCUUUAUAAUUUUGUAUUUUGUUUUUGUAUUAACAACAGUUGCUGAAUCGUAUCUUGUUAAAAAUAAUGGUUUCAAGUGAAGAAGAAUCGGAUGUAAAAACUGGUGACGCAGUAGAAUGGGAUGUCGACAUGGAAAUCCAAUUGUUUUACGCCAUGGCAAAUCAUAAGCCGGUUGGUAUAAACAAACAUUUUCACAUGGCUUGUAUUUGGGAGAAACUAUCCAAUUCUAUCACAAAAGAAAUAUCGACGCAAGACAUCUGGAAACACUUGGAGACAUUGUAUGACAUAUCGAUGUUGGAUGAUACAGAACCUAUACCAUUCCCGAAUCAUGAAGUGCCUUUCAGUUUACCAGAGAGUGAAUUUGGCGCCCUAAUGAAACACAAAUGUAAAGAAACUGUGACAGCUGAUGAUAAUGAAGAUGAGCGGAGCCUGUCACCUAAGCCUUCAACCCCUAAAAGCAGUUCUAGGGGCUUUGCAUCUAAAGAUAAUACACCCAAAGGACUGAAUCGUAAAGACAGUAUCAGUGCAUUAGCUACAAAAAGCCGGAAAGAAAGUGGUAGUUCUCAUGCAUCUACCGACACACCAAGCAUAAAAUCUGAGAAAGAUUAUGGUAAGAAUAGAAGGAGAGAUUCACGAGACUCAAAUGCUUCCGGUACUAGAGAGAGUUCCACUAGUAGAAAAUCAACUUCACAAAGAGAUAGGACACCAAAAGCUAAAGUUGCUUCUGCAGCAGUAUGGGACUCUCCAUUACUCGACGAAGACAGCAUUGCUCGGCGUGGUAGACGGAGAGCUAACACUUCUACCCCGCCUGCUACCACGCCCGCCAAGCGUCGAAGGACUUGACAUACUCCCGCUCAUUCGUACCAACAGUACUUCUGACACCCGCAGUAUCCCUACGAGGGAUACGACAGAAACCACUAUAGCAACAACACAUAUUCAACCCAUAGAAAGUACAGAUGAAGUACUUGGCUUUGAAGAUUUUUAUGUCAUAAUUGUAGUUGUAAAUAAAAAUAUAUACGUCAAGGGACUCGGCAGGCGUCCACUUAUAUCACCAGUAGUUUUGCAUUCUAAUCAUUCUAUCACAAGUACUCUGACACCCGCCGUAUCCCUACAAGGGGUACGAUAGAAAACAAUAUAACAACAACAUAUAUUCAACCUUAGAUUAAAACCAAAAGGGAAGAUACGGCACUCGCGGCUCAAAAGUGAUCCGCUUAAAUUGUGGUGUAUGACCACAAUUCGCUUUAGUCACAAUCGAACAUUCAAACAAGCUGCAUGUGCACUCAAUAUAACAAUAUUUCGUAUAUUCUGUGUUAUGAAGAUAAAACAAUGCCUUCGAUGCUUUUAUAAAGAACACAAAUAGUUCGAAAUCAAAUAACAAAUGCCUCGCCAACACUUUUCAUUGGUAGAACUGUAAAAUCAUUAUUUUCUCAAAAAUUACGGUUUGUCGUGAAUGUUGUUUACGUUAUCGCCAUUUUGUUAUCAAGAAAAGGACAACAAUACGCUGCGUUGAAGCAUACACUUCUGUCUCGCUCUCUUGAUUGAAUGUUUAUAUACAGGCGUGUGCGUGAGUGAGAGUUGAUAAUAUAGUUCAGUCGGUGCAUAUUUUAUUUGAUGCUAGUAUUAGCGUACCGUAUCUACCCUUUUCUCUUACACUUAAAACUAAAUUUAAAUCCAGUCUCUCCUCAUUCUGUAUAAAGAAUGACAAAGAUAAAAUAUUGUCAAAUUUAAGUUAUUUAAGUUUAAAGCUAUAAAGAAUCAUGUCAGAAUCGACAUCAUUAUCACACUAAUAUUGUAAAGGCGAAAGUUUGUGAGUGUGUAUGUUUGUUACUUUUUCACGCCUAAACGGCUGGGGCGAUUUUAAUAAAAUUUGGUAUGAAGUUAGCUGACACCCUGGAUUUCGAUUUUCGGACACAUGGGCUUCGUUUUACUGCGGGAAAAUAUCCCUAAUAAACAGCGGGUAACACCGCGGGGCACAGCUAGUUGUAAAUAAAAAUAUAUACGCACAGGACUCGACACGCGUCCACUUAUAUCACCAGUAGUUAUGCAUUCAUAUCACCAGGA
Chilo suppressalis (striped riceborer) is the source of this 2354-nucleotide messenger RNA. NCBI's taxonomy places the organism in Eukaryota, Metazoa, Arthropoda, Insecta, Lepidoptera, Crambidae. The record is from the annotation of a GenBank genome assembly.